AUGUCUAACCCACAGGUUCUAGACUCUCCUGCUGUGAUUUUUGACAAUGGCUCUGGGCUCUGCAAGGCAGGGCUGUCUGGGGAGAUCGGCCCUCGUCAUGUUACUACCUCCAUUGUGGGGCACCCAAGGUUCAAGGUGCCCUCAACAGGAGCCAAUCGGAAGAAGUACUUUGUGGGGGAAGAGGCCCUGUAUAAACAUGAUGCCCUGCGCCUGAACUCCCCUAUCGAGCGGGGCCUGGUCACGAACUGGGAUGACAUGGAGAAGAUAUGGAGACACCUCUUUGAAUGGGAGCUGGGUGUGAAGCCCAGUGAACAACCAGUGCUCAUGACAGAGCCCUCCCUGAACCCAAGGGAGAACCGGGAGAAGACAGCAGAGGUGGUGUUUGAGAGCUUCGACGCGCCUGCCUUCUACUUGUCAGACCAGGCCGUGCUGGCGCUCUAUGCCUCCGCUUGUAUCACAGGCCUGGUAGUGGACAGUGGGCAUGGGGUCACCUGCACUGUCCCCAUCUUUGAGGGUUACUCCCUGCCCCAUGCAGUUAGUAAACUCUACGUGGCAGGCAAGGAUAUUACGGAGCUUCUCACUCGGCUCCUCCUGGCCAGUGGGCGAGCCUUCCCAUGCCCACUGGACAAGGCUCUGGUGGAUGACAUCAAAGAGAAGCUGUGCUACGUGGCCCUGGAACCAGAAGAGGAGCUCUCCCGGCGGGCAGAAGACGUCCUGAGGGAGUACAAACUGCCCGAUGGCAAUGUUAUUUACAUUGGGGACCAGCUGUACCAGGCUCCCGAGGUCCUGUUCUCACCAGAGCAGCUGGGCACCUGUGGUCCAGGGAUGGCACAGAUGGUGAACAACAGCAUUGCCAAGUGUGACACUGACAUCCAGAAGACACUCUUUGGGGAGAUUGUGCUGUCAGGGGGUACCACACUGUUCCAGGGGCUAGAAGACCGACUCCUGAGGGAACUGGAACAGCUGGCCUCCAAGGGGGUCCCCAUCAAGAUCACCACACCCCCUGACCGCUGGUUCUCCACCUGGAUUGGAGCCUCCAUCGUCACCUCUCUGAGCAGCUUUAGACAGAUGUGGGUCUCUGCUUCGGACUUCAAGGAGUUCGGGCCGUCUGUGGUCCAGAGACGCUGCUUCUGA
Messenger RNA from Nannospalax galili (Upper Galilee mountains blind mole rat), 1134 nucleotides. RefSeq names its product actin related protein T2 (gene Actrt2). Lineage: Eukaryota; Metazoa; Chordata; Mammalia; Rodentia; Spalacidae. The coding region runs from base 1 to 1134 and encodes 377 amino acids. The transcript has a single exon. The record is from RefSeq and is a predicted model, not a curated record.